Molecule: messenger RNA, 1939 nt
Organism: Elaeis guineensis (African oil palm)
Lineage: Eukaryota; Viridiplantae; Streptophyta; Magnoliopsida; Arecales; Arecaceae
Product: phosphoribosylglycinamide formyltransferase, chloroplastic
Biological process (GO): 'de novo' IMP biosynthetic process
Cellular component (GO): chloroplast; cytoplasm
Molecular function (GO): phosphoribosylglycinamide formyltransferase activity
Source: RefSeq, a predicted model, not a curated record
UUUUUUUCGAAGCUUUCGCGAGCCCUUGCGGACGCCCACCUGCUGGCCGCUCUCCUCGCUGCCACCACCCGCCGGUCUCCGCCGUCGCCUUCCUCCCCAUCAUCACCGGCGUCGGCCUUCCCCUGUGCUUUCUUCACACAGACCUCCGAAAAAGAAAGACGCCGACCUCCUCCUUGCUCUCCUUGCCGCCGCCUCCCACCGGUCUCCGCCGUCACCUUCCUCCCCAUCAUCACCGGCGUCGGCCUUCCCCUUUGAUCUCCCUCAGUAAAAUAACAGAGCACUUGUGUGGAGAAGGUCUUCUGGUUGGCACUUACUUAUCCUUGAUCCAAUGGAAGCUCUCGGCUCGACUUUGGGAAUUCAGGUUUCUUCUGGCACAAAUAUUACCAGAAGGCAGUAUGGACCAUUAACCUUAAGAUCACCAUCUCGAAGUAUGGUUUCUUCAUGUUAUAUUGCAUAUUGGGAGCUAAGACUUGAGAGAUCCUGUUUUGCUUCGAAGCUGGCAUUGCAUAAGACAGCGAGGAGCAUGACGGAUUUUGAGUGCAGAAGCAGUAUUCAGGAAGAUAAAAGCUCUGUUCAGACCAAAAGUGGCUCAGGAACUCCUCUUCGAAGGAAAAAACUUGCUGUUUUUGUCUCUGGUGGAGGUUCGAACUUUAGGGCCAUCCAUGAGGCCACAGUAGAAGGAUCAAUUUAUGGAGAUGUUACAGUUUUGGUCACAGAUAAGCCUAGCUGUGGAGGCGCUGAAUAUGCAAGGGAUAAUGAAAUCCCAGUUAUUCUGUUUCCCAAGGGCAAAUCCAUAUCUGAGGGGCUGUCACCGGAUGAUCUUGUCUCUACUUUAAGGAAUUUUGAGGUCGACUUUAUUCUUCUUGCUGGUUUCUUAAAACUUAUACCCGUUGAAUUGGUUCGGGCAUAUCCAAGAUCCAUAUUAAAUAUCCAUCCUUCUCUUCUUCCUGCUUUUGGGGGCAAAGGAUUUUAUGGUUUAAAUGUGCAUAAAGCUGUCGUUGCAUCUGGGGCUAGAUAUUCUGGCCCCACAGUUCACUUUGUAGAUGAACAUUAUGACACUGGUCGUAUCCUAGCUCAGAGGGUUGUACCUGUGCUAGCAAAUGAUACCGCAGAGCAGUUGGCUGCAAGAGUCCUUCAGCAGGAGCAUCAAAUCUAUGUGGAGGUGGUUUCAGCAUUGUGUGAAGAACGAAUUAUUUGGAGAGAAGAUGGAGUCCCUCUAAUUCGACGCAAGGAGAACCCAAAUGGGUAUUAUUAACCAGAGGCUUGAAUUCAUCUGUUUUGCUUGAGGCAAAAUCCCAAGUAUGUCUUUUUGGGGCAAUGAUUCCUUUUUUCCUUGUAAGGAACUUAGAAAGCUUAUGCUUUUGCCAAUUUUGAUCAAUUAUUGCUCCUUUUUUUUUUUAUCCUUUUUUCUCUGUGUGGAGCUAUAUUUGUUUUACCCAUUUGUGUUACUUACCUGGCCAACAUAAAUUCAAAGUGGAACCAUCGAGCAUUUGGCAUCAUGAGACAGUAGCAUGCACCUUCAACAGAUUCUGAACAUCUCAGUGUAUAUCUUCUCUUAUGUGGCAAAAAUUUUGACUUUUGCUCUAUUAAAACUGAUUGGUGAUUUUAUGCUAAAUUUGAAGCUCAGCUCUGGUUUACCUUGUUCCAGGGCAGGUGGUCUGACAUCAAUGCAAACCAAACUCAUUACAUUUCAUGCAUGUCCUCCUAAUUGUCGGUUAAGUCUUGCCAUCCUUUUGUUGAAACUUGAUUCUUUCUAGAGUUACGAGCAUAUCUUGUAUGUGGAGAAGGGUAACGUCUUGUGAUUGUUUAAUUGAUGUUGGAGUUCAAUGAAGCUUAUUUGCUGGUGUGGCUCAUAUGUUGGUUGUAAUCUUGUAAUGUUUGCUCAAUAAUUGAUCAUUCUAUCGUUAGUAUUGUUAUUAGAAUAAGCUACACUUCAGCA